UGCUCCUUCUGUGGGGACCUCCAGCCUCCUUCAUCCUUCCCUUUGUUCAAAAGGCUUUCAAGGACACUCUCCCUCUUCCUUGCAGUCCUGAUGAGUGUUCAUUUCACUUCCUGCUGCCUAGUCUUCUUUGUCUGCCACAAGGAAUUUGGGGCUGGAAACCAGUUUCCCCUCAAAACAGCCAGAUGCCAAAGGACUAAGAUUUGUUGGAGGAAAUAUAGGUGUCUUUUAAUAUUUGAGGGCAGGAUGUGCAGGCAGGCACCAUCAGAGACUAAAGUCAGGAAAUGGAAGAAAUCCUGAUUAGAUACUGGCCUUGGUGUCUUCUGUUCUUUCUGUCUCUUCUUGGGUCUCUUUGUGCCAUUCUUGGCUUUUUCUGCCACAGGGAGUUCAUGGCCAGAAGUGGCCACCCCAUCCUUGAUUUUAGAAGCCCCUCAGUUCCUUUUUUCUACUUAUCUCUGUACUUUUUUUCAUAUCUCUCUCUUUCUCUUCACCUGGCUGUCUCCACAUGGGUGUCCUAGUGGCAGGAAACAGCCACUCGAGCCCACUCUUCUUUUUACCUCUAACCCCAGUGCUCAGCACAGGCUGGCCCUAGUUUGUCCCUUCUCCAGAUUCCCACAUGACUGAAGCUGAGUGGCCAAGCUUGUUAGGUUCACAGCCUAGUUAGCAGAACCCGUGGGUAAUGGGAUGUUCAGAAAAUGAGUGAACCCGACAGGACACUAGAACACAUCUCUGUGAGGCCUACUGCCUUUCAAAAAACAGAAUCUCAUUUAAAAGGCUUCCUUGGGUCUCAGCCAUUACGAAGCUCCACGAGAGGAGCUGUGGAGCUUUCAGCUUCGCCUCCGUCACUGAUUGAGCAUGGAGGAGAAGUCAGGAAACUGUAGGGUUCCAGAGGAUCUGUUUAAUGGUUUGAAAGUUACAGAUCCCCAGGAAGUGGAGGGUGCUAGUCCGCCAGUUUCUAAUGCCAAAGAUCACCAUUCCCAGAGCAAACUGCUCCAGGAUGUUGAGACCCAUCCCCAGGAGGACCAGGUAAAAGAGGAGAGCUUUUAUGACCCCAGUGCCUCAUUUGAGAAGGAGGAACCAAGAGUGGACGAGGUUGAAAACAAACCUGAAAAUGAUGGGAAUUCCUUUGAACUAGAUGAAGAAUAUCCAAUAGAACUGGAAAGAAGCAUGCCCGAUGAAGAGAAAAAGAAAAGGAGAGAAGAGAGCACUCGACUAAAGGAGGAGGGAAACGAGCAGUUUAAGAAAGGAGGUUAUACGGAAGCCGAAAGUUCUUACAGGCGAGCCCUUCAGAUGUGUCUGUCCUGCUUCCAGAAAGACAGGUCUAUUCUGUUUUCAAACAGAGCUGCUGCAAGGAUGAAACAGGACACGACAGAGAUGGCCAUCAGUGACUGCAGCAGAGCAAUUCAGUUAAGCCCCAGCUAUAUCAGGACAGUACUGAGGAGAGCAGAGUUGUAUGAGGAAACCGACACGCUAUAUGAAGCCCUGGAAGACUGUAAAUCCAUAUUAGAAAAAGAUCCAUCAGUACAUCAAGGAAGGGAAGCUUGCACAAGAUUACCUAAGCAAAUUGAAGAACGUAAUGAAAGACUAAAGGAAGAGAUGUUGGGUAAACUAAAAGACCUUGGGAACUUGCUUCUCCAGCCUUUCAGACUCCACAGAAAAUUUCCAGAUCAGACAGGAUUCCUCUACUGGCUCCUACUCCAUCAAUUUUGUUCAAAAUCCAGAUAAUAACAGAUAAAAGAGAUAACAAUAGCUUUUAAAGCUGGCUUGGAAAUUGUGUGCUGCUUGCUGUUAGUCAGGGGAAAGGCCCUGCUAAUGUUUAACUUUUAAAAGCAUCUUAUCUCAAAGACAGGCUAUCCACUAGAGCCCAGUGCUCCUUUCUGCCCCUUGUUUUAUGAUCAGGGCUAAAUGCACUUCCUGUUGUGAUGAGCCUAAUUUGAUUGCCAUUUUAAGGUAGUGUCUGUGCAGCUGUUGCCCUGGUUCUGGCUGUCCUUUAUUUCGUCUGGGAGAAAGCCUGCUUGUUGAGGCUCACCUCCCCAAGCUCCUCAAAAACAAACCCAGCCAGAGUCUCCCGGGCCUAGCAAACCUGCUGGCCAGAGGCUGCCCAGCCACGACUGGUGGGGUUCCCACCUCUCCCUGAUCACACAUGCUGCCCAGGCCCCCAGGUGUGGGCUCCAGCAUCUCGUGAUUUCCUCUGUGGUAAUAAACACUUUCUGUGAUGGUCGGGAAAAAAAAAAAAGAAAAUGUAAAAGGCUUCUUUGGCCCCGUAUGCGUACAUGCUCAUCCCAUGUGUUCUUAGGUGGGCCCUGAUUCUCAGUACAGGAGAUGAUUUUAGAGGGUGCACAAGCUUGACAAGCGGCACUGAUGGACAGUCAGGGAAGGCAAUUCUUUUCGUCUUUGCUUUCCUGCUUGCUGAUUGCUUCGGGAGACAUUCUCUGUUUUGUGCUGAGUCUUUAAUGCCCCUUUGAUUAUUGGUAAGUUCCCUCUUCAACAGAGGGGACAGCCUUAGACUCACAGCCCUGAGCAGGCAGCGUGAGUUCAUUGAGACUUAACAGUACUAUUUUGAUUUUCUUGUAACUUGGCAUUUGUGGCAAAUGAGAAACUGGCCUUUCAGUUUCUCAAAUUGACAGAAGAUUCCCUUUUUGAAGACAUAUAUUAAAGUUAAAUGAAAAGUGGGUCAGUGUAAAGAAAAGCAGUUAUUACCGAUGGUUGUAAUUAAUGUUCCAUGAGCACUGGUGCAUCUGGGUCCUGUGACUGCAUCUGAACAGGUUUGGGGGUCCUCUAGGACUGAGGUCAAGGGAGACGGAUCAGCCUAGACAGCCAGCCUUUAGGGCCCAAUGAUGACGUUCCUGGCUUUGGUUCCCAGGUCACAGACCAGUUUGGACAAGAGCAGCCUCAUCCUGAGGUCUCCUCUUCAUCUAGGAUUGAGACAUUUCUUUUUGUCUUUGCUAAAAUACACACAUCUUAUUUCUUUCUCCACAAACCAGAUCUGAUCCACCCACUGAAGCACAGGCAGGAGCUAUGGGUGGUGAAGAGAAGCCUCUCCCAAAGUGUCUGUCCAGGUGGGUGGCCAAGUGCUAGGCAGUGGGGUUCAUGGCCGCCUUAGCUGUGAGAGGACCACAGGCCCUGGAAUUCCAUGGGAAGCUGCUUGUUGUCACCUCGUUGGGUGCUUAGGUCAAUGUAAAGUUCUUUGUCUUGAAGUCCCUCUGUCCUCCCACCUCAGUACCUCCUUGACUGUCACUGGGGGAAAGACCUGUUUUAUUAUGUAAGAGUGAGGCUCUGGGACCCAACUGCUUGGUAUUAAAACCUCACUUUGCCCAGUGACAUUAGGGAAGUUGCAUCAUUUUUUUGGGCCCCAUUUAGCUAAGUUAGGCUGUUAACGUUCACUGCCUUUAACAGAUAAUCUCCAAAAUCGCAGUGACUCAAUACAUGGAAAGUAUUUUUCUCACUCAUGGCAUAGUCUACGUGGGUCACAUGGGAGUUCGUAUCACACAGGUUUUCAGAGACCCAGGUGUCUUCUGUCUGGCUUUCUGGUUACCUUGGCAUCAUUCCACUGGCAGCGGGGAAACAGGAGAGGAAGGAGAGAAAUCACACCCAAUUGCGUACACAGACUUCCCCUCACAUUCUUUUGACAAGGA
This is a messenger RNA of Camelus dromedarius (Arabian camel), 3632 nucleotides long. Its product is annotated as tetratricopeptide repeat protein 1-like. The record is from RefSeq and is a predicted model, not a curated record. The transcript has a single exon. Lineage: Eukaryota; Metazoa; Chordata; Mammalia; Artiodactyla; Camelidae. The coding region runs from base 853 to 1722 and encodes 289 amino acids. Gene Ontology annotation, molecular function: protein binding.